Larimichthys crocea (large yellow croaker) is the source of this 4495-nucleotide messenger RNA. RefSeq names its product FH2 domain-containing protein 1. NCBI's taxonomy places the organism in Eukaryota, Metazoa, Chordata, Actinopteri, Sciaenidae. The record is from RefSeq and is a predicted model, not a curated record. Bases 323 to 4060 code for a protein of 1245 amino acids. The transcript has 14 exons.
CGGGGUCCCCACCUCGCGCUCUCUCUCUCUCUCUCGCGCACAGCCCGGUGUGCCGUUCUCCCGCUCAGCGCGCGCUGCCCGUGGAUGUAUGUAACGUUGUGUCGCCGUUACCGUUCAUGAUAAUUUGAAUUUUUUUUCUCGUACCGGUGUUUCUGGACUUGUUUUCCCGCCGGAGCCGCCGUCUCCGGUUUUCCAUCUGACUUUUGAACCCUCCGAUGUUCUUGAAGCGAUAACCCGUCGUCAUCGUCGCCAUGGUCACCCAUCACCUCGGUGACCAGCCUGUCCACCGCCACUCUCUGUUCCCGUCCAAUCGGCCGUGGGGAUGCAUGUGAUGGGCAGCGUCUCCCCGGCCAAUGAGAGGGAGGGUUUCUCCCUCCAGGACAACCGGACGAAACCACCUCCACCCGCUCCUCCUCCUCCUCCUGCUCUUCUUCCUCCUCCACCUCCUCCUCCAGUGCCGCCCCUGCUACCAGGGCUGGGAAUCCCCAUAGGAGGUCUGAGGAAGACGAAGAGGGUGAGGAGUUUCUUCUGGAAGACGAUCCCGGAGGAUCAGGUGAAGGGCCGGGCCAACCUGUGGACUCAGGGUCAGGUGCAGCAGCAGUACCAGAUCGACGUCCAGACCAUCGAGGAGCUGUUUGGUCAAAAUGACCAAUCAAACGCCAAGUCGACACCCACAAGAGGAGGGAGGACGAGGAGCUCGUUCAGGGACACCAAAGAGGAGGUCACUAUUUUAGACUCGAAGCGAGGGAUGAACAUCGGGAUCUUCCUCAAACAGUUCAAGAGGGCCAAUCACACCAUAGUAGACGAUAUUCACCAUGGCAACAGUGAGCCCUACGGGGUGGAGCCUCUGAGAGAGCUGCUGAAGCUGCUGCCGGAGACGGAGGAGGUGAAGAAGCUGAAGUCGUACCGCGGCGACAUCUCCAAGCUCUCAUUGGCCGAUUCCUUCGUGUACCUGCUGAUUCAGCUCCCCAGUUACUCGGUCCGUAUCGAGUCCAUGCUGUUGAAAGAGGAGUUCCCCACCGUGUGUGAGGCCAUGAAACGAGACAUCAAGAUCCUUCGCACAGCUACCAAAGAGUUAAUGUGUUGUGAGGAGCUCCAUGCUGUUCUUCACCUGGUGCUGCAGGCUGGAAACAUCCUCAACGCUGGAGGUUAUGCAGGAAACGCUGUAGGUUUCAAGCUGUCGUCCCUUCUGUCUCUGGCCGACACCAAAGCCAACAAACCGGGAAUGAACCUGCUGCACUUUGUCGCUCUGGAAGCUAAAAAAAAAGACGAUAAGCUGUUGGAGUUUCCUCUGAAGUUGAGUCACGUCCAGCCUGCGUCCAGGAUCUCUGUGGAAACGCUGGACGCUGAGCUGCAGAGGCUGACGUCUCGCACACGCUCGCUAGAGGAAAGCGUCCAGAGAGACGCGGAGCUGCUGCAGCAGCUGGACGACUUCCUGCAGUCGGCCGCCUCGUCUCUUUGCUCGCUGCGUGGCGGGCGGCAGCAGCUGAAGACGGAAGGCAGCGAGCUGAUCGACUUCUUCUGCGAGGACAGAGAGACGUUCAGACUCGACGACUGCUUCAGCAUCUUCCACACCUUCUGCUCCAGAUUCACCUCUGCUGUGAAGGAGAACUUGGAGAGGGAGGCCAAGGAGGCCACCCGUCGCCGGCGGAUCCAGGAGCUGGAGGAGCAGAAGAGGCACUCGUGGGCGGGGGGUGAGGAGGUUGGCGGAGCAUUCGGUUUGCGUUGCAGCAGUGAGACGGACAUGUCGGCCGCCAUGUCGCGUCAUGACGAGGCCGGGCGGCUGGUGGAGCUCCUGACCCCGAAGUCCCGUCCCCGAUCGCCCCUCAACAACAAUCCUCUGGGGCGAUCUGGGAGCUUACGGCGCUCUCGAAACUUUCCAUCCACCUCGCCGUCUAUGGCAGCUGAGCGCGAACUGAGCACGCUCCUGGGGAUGACGUCUCGUGAGGACAACCAGCAGAGAGGAGGAGGAAGGGGAGAGGCAAGGACAGCUUUACCAUCAGCCUCACCUGAACCUGGGCUCAAAAGUCCAGGACUCUCCCCUCAGACUCACAGCACCACAAACCAGCAGCCUCAAACGGGCCAGACGGCAUCGCAAACCCGCUCCUCACCUCGCAAGAGCUCUUUGAGUGCAAACCAUACAACCGCCGCUUACCUCAGUUACGAUGCUACGCAGACUCAAUCAAACACCAUCGCACCCGCAAAUAAAGUUACAAUCAAACCUACCUCUGAUGCGAACCAGCAAUCCCGACACAACAACAACGACAAAGAUCAACUUGGUCUGAGUUUGAGCAACCAGGAGACGCUCUCAGACCAUCAGUCUGGUUUGAGGAGCGAUCCAGAUUUUCGUGGACGGGUCGCCAGCAGUGAUGAGAAGUUUGAACGUAGCACUGCAGCUCCAGGCAACAUGUCCGUGGUUUUAGAGAAACACACUCUGGUACCGGAGCUGAAAGUGUUUGAUACCGUCGCCAACGAAGGUCGCCUCCACGGGCAGCACCAGGACGAUAUGUUAAUCACAGACUUGGAAGAAGCUGGAGCGGACGUAUCCCAAGUCCAGAAGAUGUCGCAUGAGACCCCGAUCGGGAACACGGACAAAUCCAACGUGAAGAUGUCUUCCUUACAAAGAGACGAAGACGAGGGACGAGAGGAAAAGGUGGUUGUGUGGUGUGUCACGGGUGUGUGUGAGGCAGCUGGCGAGCUCACACUUUAUGACAACGCACAAACUGAGAGAGAUCAGAGUGGAAGUGACAAUCACGGAGGAGGUCAGCAACCUUCCUCCACCCCAACCAAUCGCAAGCCUUCAGAACCUCAACCGGCCAAUGAGAAGCCAGUGCCUGUACCCAUCAGCAGCCAACCGGUGCCUGCGUCCCGCUGUGACGACCCAUCGCAUCCCAUCUCAUCCCCCAGGUGGCACCCAUCAGCCAAUGAAGCGCCUACCAUCGCCGCAGGUGCCUCUGAGGAAGCAGCCAAUCAGGAGGAAGUAGUAGAAGGUUCCACCAAUGAGAAGAGAGAUGUGGAGACUCUCCAAGUACAAUCAUCAAAUGAGACAACCAAUGAAAAUAAAGAAGCAGCUUCUUCUACUAACAAAAAGGUAGAACUGAUACCUUCAUCCAAACCAUCCACCAAGAACCUCCCUACCUCCAGAACUCGACCCCCCGGGAUCAAACCCGCAAUCACAACCGCUGCCUCUACCGCCAACAAGGUCAAGCCCGUCCGCACCCUCACCAACUCCGAGAACCAGGGCAUGAGGCGGGUAGUGCCCAUCUCCAGAACCAGCCGAGGAACUCCAUCCCUGGGCAAACGUUCAGAGAAACCUCCUGGCAACCAGCGAGGCCCCUCAAUCGCAGUGACACCCGCCAGUGUGUCCAUGUCCAACCUCAACAGCACCACCCUCCGUCGAGGAGAGAGGCCCUCAACUGCUCCUUCAUCCCGGCGCUCCAGCAUCAACAAGACCCCGGACCCCAAGGAUUCAAAAGACCAGAAGGUCUCAGGUACUCGGACAUCUUCCCGAGAGCAGAACCAGGACUUGCAGAGGAAACCGUCCAUCCGAAAGCCCUUAACGAAACCCAAACUCCAGCCGGAGGAGAAGCUGUGUCGCUCCAAACUUCGGGCGCAAACCCAAGGAGGUGCAGGAGGUGGGGUAGGAGGAGGAGGUAGCAUCAGCGCCCCUGCCACUCCUCUGCACAAAGCCCCUUCCUCUUCAUCGUCACCGCUUCCAAGUUUCGCCCAAAGCACCGCCUCCUCUUCUUUCAGGCGCACCAACACCAACCUCACUCCUCCUACUCCUCCUCCUUCACCCCACGCUGGCUCAGACUCCUCUCCCAAGACCUCCUCCAUUGCCCCACCCGGUACCUCCUCACCUUUGACGCGAACUGGCUCCUUAAGAGUCUCCUCAACCGCCUCCACCUCCUCCUCCCCGCUGACAAGGUCUCAGAGCAUCAGGGCGCCUCCUCGCUCGCCACUCCACGACUCGCUGGCUCCCCCUAAAGGCCACCGGCGGAACGACAGCGGCACCUUCUCCGAGAAGUCGACUCACUCCGCCAGGCCGAGCUGGAGAUGACAGGCCGCAUUCCAACUACUUCUUCCUUCUUCACCGGAGGAUACGUUCCAAUAUGAAGAAUCGAGUAUAAAUAAGCUGGAGGAAUAUUUGUCUCCUCAACUUGAACCAUGCUGGUGGACGCAUUCCAUUAUGUACACUUAAGACUGUAGGCCGCAUUCCAAGAUGAAGAAGAAACUGCUCCAGGUUGCCUUUGAUGAGCCUCGUGUCCAUGACGACUGACUCCCAGCUGAUGCUUCCUCUCGCCUGAUUAAAUGACUUUUAUUUUGAAAUUUUCCUUACGACUCUGCACCUUUAACGUCACUAACCGAGCCGAGGAAUCCCCAGAACGUCCGCCCCUGAUUGAAUUAGGAAUCAUCUUAAUGAUUAUGAAAUCACGGAGAAUCAUGAACUUUAGACGAGGAGAUCUUCAGUCUCCGAUUCAACAGACAGUUGCUA